Molecule: messenger RNA, 1856 nt
Organism: Phlebotomus argentipes
Lineage: Eukaryota; Metazoa; Arthropoda; Insecta; Diptera; Psychodidae
Gene: Lint-O
Exons: 3
Coding region: 131-1804 (557 amino acids)
Molecular function (GO): iron ion binding
Source: RefSeq, a predicted model, not a curated record
UGGCGGUUGCAUGACAUUUUUCAAUAUUUGGAAAGUGUACGGCAAAUUUGUUUAGACUUACAUUCUCUGUGAAAUCCUACGAUUGGACGUAUUUUUACGUUCUGUUCUACUUUAGCUACAUCUAAUAGUAAUGUCAUCUAAGAGGAAGCAGAUUCACGGCAGAAAUCCCAGCCGAGGAGACAAGGAUGGCAGCCAGCAGCCUGUACGCAUUGGUGGAAGGAUUAAGAAGGCCAAGACAAUCUUUGACCCUUCAGACAGUCUAUACCCGAGGAAGCGUCGCAUGAAUAUUCUCCAGGCUGCCGGGCAGUCGAAAAAGCCUGGAUUGACGCCGGGAAGGAAGAGGAAGGACUCACACAAUAGCAGCAAGAUGCUGAUAAGUAAUGGCGAUGACUCUGGCACGCUGCCUGAACGAAAGCCGCUCUCCUUCUAUCAAGGAUGGUGUCUGAUUUGCCUGAAGAAUCACCCGAAGCUCAUCACGUGCAAGACCUGUUCCUACAAAGCGCACUUUGAGUGCCUGGACAAGCGUCCGGGAAUGACAUUUGAGGACCUCGAGCACAAUUGGCACUGUCCACAAUGCAAGAUGUGCGUUGUUUGCCAAAAGACCGCGGAUUUCGGGGUGCUGACACAGUGCAUGCUGUGCUUUGACUUCUACCACAAUACAUGCCAUCGUCCCAGGAUAAUUACAAAGGGCAACCAGCGGAGGAAGUGGAACUGCCGCAAUUGCGGUGGAGAAGCACUUUCUGAGUCUUCCGAGAGUGGUGUGGAGGAGUCCGUGUCAUCUGGCGAGGCGUCUCCCGCCCAAAGUAACUCCCCGACGCAGGAAGAGGCAAAGUACACGCCAGAAGAUGCGAAAACAGCCAAUAUAUCGGAUGGGCAAGAGAACACAUCGAGCACAUCGAUUGACGAGGAGAAACCCGAAACGAAGGCUAAAAGUGAGAACCUGGAGAACGUUCCAAACAUUGUCAUACCAUUUGCUGGCGAGCCUGUACCUGACGCGGCCACUUGGAGCGCCUCUGAGGUGUACGGCUACUUCUCGCACCACUUUCCCAACGAGGCUGAAGUGUUCCGUGAGCAGGAGAUCGAUGGCGCUUCCCUGGUGCUCAUGAAGCGAGACGACGUGGUGUCUGGCCUAAAACUGAAGCUCGGCCCAGCCAUCCGCAUCUACCGGCACGUGCUGAUGCUACAGAAGCGAAGCUCAGAUCCGCGACUCUCCUGGUCUUGUUACAAAAUGUAUUCGCGAAAGCGUCGUAUGAGCUAUUUUAGGACCUGCCAGCAGCUGAAGAAAAUCAUGCUUGAAGAGGAACUUUCAGAAUCCUCCAACAGCAGUGCGGACGAAAGUUUGAACGAGUAUUUCACGUGUGAGGAAACUAAGAAUUCUUGUUCAGCGCAGGAAGAAGAUAAGGAGGCGUCACCAGACGACGAGGAAGCAAGCAAGACCUUGGAAGCGCAGCAGAACGCAACGGACACGUCGAUCGACGAGGAUCAUUCUGAGAUGAAUGAAGAAGACGAGAAACCGGAUGUCUCGUGCAUUGUUACGCCAUUUGCCGAUAAACCUGCUCCUGAUGUGUCAACGUGGUCAAUUUUUGAAGUGUACAACUACUUCUUGAAUUACUUUCCCAACCAAGCAGCGGUGUUCUAUGAGCAAGAGAUCGAUGGCGCUUCUCUGAUGUUCUUGGAGCGCAGCGAUGUGUUGACCAAAAUGCAAUUGAAGUUCGGUCCGGCCGUCAAGAUCUGGGAACACGUGAUAAUACUACAGAAGACAAGUUCGAAGCCGUACAAGGAUUCAUACCUCUUCAAAUCCUAGCCAACAAUGGAGCCAGAGAUUUGCAGAAACCAUUUCUAUACACAUCAUUGCU